AGGAAAAUCGGGAAAACACGAUAAUUAUGCGGAUUUCUUAAUAACAGGAAAGCUCUAAAGCGAUCAUAUAUGCCAUUAUUUUUAAAAAACAAUUUAUGGUUCUGAUUUUGGAUAUGUUUUAACACCCAACUUACAUUAAGGUGUUGCAUGCAAUUUUAAAAGCAGGACGAAUUGUUUACAAGUGGAUAAGUCGCACUAAAUAUCAUAGACCUAUUUUUGUCAUCGGUCGAACAUUGUCGUUAUCGGCAGAACAUUGUCGUUAUCAAACCGAAUAUUUUCCUUAUCAAAACAAACAUCAUCGUCUCUUAAGAUUUAUUAAGCUACGCCAGGGCGACAUAUAUUGCUAAGGUAGAAUCCCAGAAUCUUUGAUAAUGUAAAAACAUUAUUUUGAUCGGUUCAUGUUCUUAGAAAAAUUUUAUUUUUUGUGAUCAACAAUAAAAAAUAUUGUCUGUAUUUUCAACUUUUGGAGAAGCUAUUGUACGAUAAAGAUAGAGGAAAAAGAUAUUUCUGAGCGAUUCAUGUAUCUAUAUUUAGAGCAAUAAUAUAUGCAGUAAUACUUUCCUUUUAACAGGGAAAAGAUAUUGAAAAACUAAUUUUUCUAUCCGUCACGGAAUAUUGUUACAAAUAAAAACUGUAUCCAAUCCUAUUUGACUAAUCACUGUGGUUUUCUUAAUUUCUUUUUUGCACUGUCAUUUCUUUCCUGACAAUUUCGUAUUUGCUAUAAAAGCCCUUGCACAGAAACAAAGGAUUCACUUGAGCUGUAUGUAACUGUGGUACUUGUAACUUUUCACACAACAGCUUUGUCAGCCAUUAUGAAGAGCGUAUUUAUUAUUGGGAUUGUUUGCUUCUUGCUUAUCUCAGCUUUCGCUGAACCUAUACCGGAAAGCGAAAAGUACUAUGAAAAAAGUGGAAAUAGCACAGGAUCUCAUGAUUGGUCAGAUUCUGAACCAGAGGGAGAAACGAAGGCUGAGCCCGAAGUUGAACCUGAAGUUGUGUAUGGUGUCCUAGGCGCAUUGCUUGCCUGCUUCGUUAUUGUGUCUAUCCUGUUUUUCUUACUGUGGAGACAAGCCAAAAGCAUGGUUGAACAAACGGGGGCCAAUAAAUUGCCAUCAAAGGCUUAUCCAAUGGCUUAAUGCUCUACACAAUUCCACCGGACGGAGCCUGGAUAUUUAACCAUUUUUUUCUAAUUAUUAUUGCAUGUAAAUAUGUAACAAAAAAUAAAGUUCAAAAUUCAUUCAUACGUACUUUGUUUUUCUUAACCCUGUGCGAAGCUGAAAUAUCAAGAACAAAAAAGGAACAGCUAAAUUUUCAUGUUAUCAAUAUCUUCGAGUGUAAAACUUUAC
Molecule: messenger RNA, 1343 nt
Organism: Hydractinia symbiolongicarpus
Lineage: Eukaryota; Metazoa; Cnidaria; Hydrozoa; Anthoathecata; Hydractiniidae
Exons: 4
Coding region: 813-1133 (106 amino acids)
Source: RefSeq, a predicted model, not a curated record